UUUCCUUGUUUUCGUUGGUCGUCGUGGAGUGGGAGUUGUCUUGUGACUGCUUCCGGGCUGCUGGAUGACCUUGAGCCUUCAGGAGCGAGAUGGCGAGUAUCUGGAGGCUGAGUGUUCUCUGCGGUGCCCAAGGAAGCCGAGCUCUCUUCCUCCGAACCCCAGUGGUCAGACCUGCUCACAUUUCAGCAUUUCUCCAGGACCGACCUACCCCAGGAUGGUGUGGAACGCAGAACAUUCACCUGUCACCCAGCCGUCAUUCUGGUUCCAAGGCUGCAUCUCUCCAUUGGACUGGUGAAAGGGUUGUCAGUGUUUUGCUCCUGGGCCUACUUCCAGCUUCUUAUUUGAGUCCUUCUUCAGCGGUGGACUACUCCCUAGCUGCAGUCCUCACUCUCCAUAGUCACUGGGGCCUUGGACAGGUUGUUACUGACUAUGUACGAGGGGAUGCAUUGCAGAAAGUCGCUAAGGCAGGCCUUUUGGCACUCUCGGCUUUCACCUUUGCUGGGCUUUGUUAUUUCAACUAUCACGACGUGGGCAUCUGCAAAGCUGUUGCCAUGCUGUGGAAGCUCUGACCUUUUUGACUUAAUACCUUGAGAAUUGAUUGUACUCCUCUUUGCCUCUGCUCUGUCAUGCCAUUCAGCUCACAGUAAGGAGGAAAUAACUUAAGUCCAUUGGUGAGAUUAACCUCUUCUCCUAAUCACCUGGUUAUUUUUAGAAUUUAAUCUUUGAGGAAAAGGUUUGAGAGGAAUUAUAUAUAUCCAAGAAAUUGUAAGGCUGAGUUUCUUAUUCUGACGAGUUAAUGGAGUUGCCUCCCAGCUUCUCACUAGACUCACAAUAUAACUAAACGUGAGCUUUUGCAUUUUAAUUUAUCAAACUCUUAAAGGGAAUUCAACUUUAUAACUAUCAAUGCCUGAGCAAAUGUCUAUAUUUGUCCUGGGAAUGAUAGAGAAAGGGAAAGACUGUUAAUUCAUAAAGAAAGACGACUGAAUCUUACGCAUUGCUUAAUGUUUGAAAACUUCUCCCUCUGUUCAGUUGAUACCGGUUACUGAUGGUUACAUGUCCUUGGGAAACUUUAAAAUUAGGAUAUGCUGAUAGUUCACAUUACUAAUUUCUAAAUUCUGGGAAAAAGAGCCUGGAAAGCUUCUGAAUAUAGAGAAGUUCCAAGUAGAGAAGAGAUCUCCUAGUAAUUAAUAUCAAAAUAUUAUAGAUUCUAAACUGAGAUUUGAUUCUCAAAUGUGUUCAUUUUACUUGUCCUGAAAAAAUGUAUCUGCAAAUAUAAAACUUUAAUAAAUUGUCAUUUUCCCACUGUGGGAAUUUAAUGUGAAAAUGUAUUCUAUGAAAAUAAAGUUUUUUAAAAAA
Pteropus alecto (black flying fox) is the source of this 1356-nucleotide messenger RNA. RefSeq names its product succinate dehydrogenase complex subunit D (gene SDHD). Bases 90 to 569 code for a protein of 159 amino acids. Gene Ontology annotation, biological process: mitochondrial electron transport, succinate to ubiquinone; tricarboxylic acid cycle. The transcript has 4 exons. Gene Ontology annotation, cellular component: membrane; mitochondrial envelope. NCBI's taxonomy places the organism in Eukaryota, Metazoa, Chordata, Mammalia, Chiroptera, Pteropodidae. Gene Ontology annotation, molecular function: heme binding; ubiquinone binding. The record is from RefSeq and is a predicted model, not a curated record.